Molecule: messenger RNA, 4624 nt
Organism: Pyrus x bretschneideri (Chinese white pear)
Lineage: Eukaryota; Viridiplantae; Streptophyta; Magnoliopsida; Rosales; Rosaceae
Product: leucine-rich repeat receptor-like serine/threonine-protein kinase At1g17230
Exons: 3
Coding region: 1049-4366 (1105 amino acids)
Biological process (GO): protein phosphorylation
Cellular component (GO): plasma membrane
Molecular function (GO): ATP binding; protein kinase activity; protein binding
Source: RefSeq, a predicted model, not a curated record
UGACCUCUCAGUUGAAUUUAAGAGAUCCCACUAAGCCACUCAGAGCAUUUCAAGUCUCGAGAUAAAUCAUUACACCCCAAAACACACACACAGUCCCCCCACAGUGCCAGCAACAAUGGCUGAGAUUGCAAUCUCAAUCUCUCAGAAACUCACAUGACCAGUCUCUCUCAAUCCGCCAUGUUUUGCAAAAAUCAAGGCACAUCAAGUUCACAAUGAUGGGUAACAAGAAGCAUAAACUUGGUGGUGGAAUCCAUGGAGGAGGAGAAGAAGAGGAAGAGGCAGAUGAAGAAGAAAACUGAGACAAGAAUUUGCUGUAAAGUUUGGUUUAGAGUUGACUUGUUUAUUUUAUUUUCUUUUCAUUUCACUGCUUAAGAUUGUGACUUUCACGGCCUCCCUCCACUUUCUUGCGUUGAUCAUUCAAUCUUUUCUUCUAUUUUUGUUGUUCGCCUCUCGUUUUUUCUCUGUAAAGUUCUCUCUCUCUCUCUCUCUCUCUCUCUCUCUCUCUCUUCCUUAUCUUUUACAGUCUGACUCUAUUCAUUGCAUUGUGGGCUUUUUUGUGUGGUUUUCUUGUUCAGUGGCUUUAAAACUUAGUUGGGUUUCGGUCCCUUUAAGUUAAUGCCACCGUUGAGACCAUAUUUUCAUUUAGUUUUCCACAAACGUAGUUGUUCUCGCCUAACCCCCUAUUUCCUUCGGUAUUUUUAUUUAAAAAUAAUAAUAAUAAUUUGUAUUUUUGGAUACCAUGCAUGGAGCACUACCCCCCCUUGUAUUCCAAUUUCAGUUUCAAUCUUGUAUCCCAAUUUCAGUUUUCAAUAUUGCCUCUGAGUCUCUUUUGUUCCGAAGUUUGCUUUGAUAUAUCAGCUUUUUAAUCUCCUCCACAGCCUUCACUGAUCAUCAUAUUCUUGUUCCAUUGAGAUGUUCUAACAUAAAAAAAAUUCCCUAAUUGUUACCCAAUUGAAGGAUUUGAAGUGCAUAUUUCCUUCAAAAAAAUUCUCAUGCCACAAAACUUGCUGAGCAAACAAUGUAAUUUUCUUAAUUUGUGUACGUAGAAAUGGCUUGGCAGGUUAGUCAUCUCCUACAAAUGUUGUUCCACAUAGCACUCAUAUUUUCUCUCACUUCUGCCUCCAUGAACUCAUUAGACCAAGAGGCUCUUUCCCUUUUGGAGUUCAAAAGAUCACUUUCUGAUCCAAGCAACAAUCUUGAAACCUGGAAUUCAGCAUAUUCAAAUCCUUGCAAUUGGACCGGAGUUCGUUGUUCUGAUUUCAAGGUAACUUCUAUAAAUCUCAAUGGACUUAAUUUGUCUGGCACUUUGUCUCCAAGCAUUUGUAAUCUUCCUUACUUAACUGAAUUCAACGUGUCCAAGAACUUCUUCUCUGGUCCUUUCCCUAAGGGUUUGGCAAAUUGUCAUAAUCUUGAGAUUCUAGACUUGUGCACAAAUAGGUUUCAUGGAGAAAUGUUGACCCCUUUCUGCAAAAUGACCAACCUUAGAAAGCUUAACCUCUGUGAGAAUUAUGUGUUUGGUGAAAUGCCUGAGGAUAUAGGGAAUUUAGCUUCACUUGAAGAGCUUUUCAUUUACAGUAAUAAUCUUACCGGUGUCAUUCCCACAUCGAUUAGUAAGUUGAAAAGGCUCAAGGUCAUCAGAGCGGGUAAAAACUUGCUUUCAGGGCCAAUACCAACUGCUAUUGGUGAGUGCGAGAGCUUAGAAGUUCUUGGGUUGGCACAGAAUCAGUUAGAAGGAUCGCUUCCGAGGGAGCUUCACAAGCUCCAAAAUCUGACUGAUUUGAUCCUCUGGCAAAACCAAUUAAGUGGUGAGAUUCCUCCUGAGAUUGGUAAUAUAAGUAGGCUGCAGUUGCUUGCCGUGCAUGUCAAUUCUUUCAGUGGAUCGCCCCCGAAAGAACUUGGGAGGUUAUCCCAGCUCCAAAGAUUGUAUAUCUAUACCAACCAGCUGAAUGGAACAAUUCCAAGAGAGCUAGGGAAUUGUACCAAUGCUGUUGAGAUAGACCUUUCUGAAAAUCAGUUAACUGGAUUCAUCCCCCGGGAGUUGGGUUACAUCCCUAAUCUCCACCUGCUUCACCUUUUUGAGAACCUGCUUCGAGGAAAUAUUCCUAGGGAGCUUGGGCGGUUGAAGAUGCUGCAGAGGUUAGAUUUAUCGAUAAAUCAUUUGACAGGCACAAUUCCACUGGAGUUUCAGAAUCUCACUUGCAUGGAUGAUUUGCAACUGUUUGAUAAUCAUCUUGAGGGUAGAAUUCCGCCUAACCUCGGAGCUAACAGUAACCUCACAAUACUGGACAUUUCUGCAAAUAAGCUUGUUGGUAGAAUACCUCCACAUCUUUGUAAGUAUCAGAGGUUAGUGUUUCUAAGCCUCGGUUCCAAUAGGUUGUCCGGAAAUAUUCCAUACGGUCUUAAGACAUGCAAGUCUCUGAUGCAGCUAAUGCUAGGAGAUAACCAUCUUACAGGAAGCCUCCCUAUGGAGUUAUAUAACCUUUCUGCUCUUGAAGUCUUUCAAAACCGGUUCUCAGGACCAAUACCUCCAGAGGUAGGCAGGCUUAUAAGUUUAGAAAGGCUGCUCUUGUCAGAUAACUACUUUGUUGGGUACAUUCCUCCUGAGAUUGUGAAUCUAUCACAGCUUGUGACCUUCAACGUUUCCUCUAACAGACUCUCGGGUAGCAUUCCUCAUGAGCUUGGAAAUUUAACAAAAUUACAAAGGCUUGAUCUUAGUAGGAACCACUUCACUGGAAAUCUCCCAGAAGAACUUGGAAAGCUAGUGAAUCUAGAACUUUUGAAACUAUCUGAUAACAGUUUGAUGGGAGGAAUACCAGGGACUCUAGGGAGCCUGGCCCGACUGACGGAGUUGCAGAUGGGAGGAAAUCACUUUUCUGGUAGCAUCCCUGUUGAGAUGGGCCAACUUAUUGCUCUACAGAUUUCCCUCAACAUCAGUCAUAACAAUCUUUCGAGUACAAUUCCUGAAAACUUGGGGAACUUGCAGAUGUUGGAAUCUCUCUACUUGAAUGACAAUCAGCUUGUUGGUGAAAUUCCUGCCUCAAUUGGUGAGUUGCUUAGCCUUUUGGUGUGCAACCUUUCUAACAAUAACCUAGUGGGAACCGUGCCCAACACCUCUGUAUUUCGAAGGAUGGAUUCUACGAAUUUUGCAGGAAACGAUGGCUUGUGCAGAUCAGUUUCUAGUAGUUGUCACUCUGCAGCUCCAUCUACUACUCCAAAGCGAAGCUGGAUACAGGACGGUUCAUCUAGAGAGAAAAUAGUGACCAUUAUAUCCGUUAUAAUUGGAUUAAUCUCCUUGUCUUUUAUAGUGGGUUUCUGUUGGGCAAUGAAGCGCCGAAAGCCUACUUUUGUUUCACUUGACGAUCACACAAAGCCUGCAGAAGUGUUCGAUAACUAUUACUUUCCUAAGGAAGGUUUCAAAUACCAGGACCUUGUUGAAGCUACCAGCAGUUUUUCAGACAGUGCAAUUCUUGGAAAAGGAGCCUGUGGUAUUGUGUACAAAGCUGUAAUGUCUGACGGUGAGGUCAUUGCGGUAAAAAAGCUAAAGGCGCAAGGAGAAGGAGUAAGUGUUGAUAGCAGCUUCCGCGCUGAGAUAUCAACCCUUGGCAAGAUCAGGCAUUGUAACAUUGUGAAGCUCUAUGGCUUCUGCUGCCACCAAGACUCAAAUCUUCUCUUGUAUGAGUACAUGGAAAAUGGAAGUCUAGGAGAACAUCUCCAUGGAAAUGAACAAAGAUGUUUUCUAGACUGGAACGCUCGAUAUAAGAUUGCUCUUGGAGCAGCAGAGGGUUUGUGCUAUCUUCAUUACGAUUGUAAGCCCCAAAUCAUCCACCGCGACAUAAAGUCAAAUAACAUUUUAUUGGAUCAAGUUCUUCAAGCACACGUAGGAGACUUUGGCUUGGCUAAAUUGAUUGAGCUCCCAUACUCAAAAUCCAUGUCCGCUGUUGCAGGCUCAUAUGGCUACAUUGCCCCAGAGUACGCAUACACAAUGAAAGUGACUGAGAAAUGUGACAUAUAUAGCUUUGGGGUUGUACUGCUGGAACUAGUAACCGGGAAGUCACCUGUUCAACCGCUGGAGCAGGGAGGAGACCUCGUCACUUGGGUGAGAAGGGCAAUAAAUAAUGGAGUGGUAACGGCUGAAAUAUUUGACAAGAGGGUAGAUCUGACCGUGAAAAGGACAGUUGAGGAAAUGACCCUAUUUCUCAAGAUUGCAUUGUUCUGCACUAGUACAUCCCCAGUUAACAGGCCAACAAUGAGGGAGGUGAUCGCAAUGAUGAUUGAUGCUAGGGCAUCUGUGAGCAAUUUCUCAUCAUCACCGACAUCCGAGAGUCCUUUAGAUGAAGGCACUUCAAGAGAUUCCAUGGGAUUAUAGGCUCACUCCAUCUCCAUGAAAGGGUGCUAAGAUUCUGCAUGUCCUCCCAUACUACUACACAUUGAACGAGUGAUCUGCAUUCGCACUCGGAUUGCUUGAGAAAAUAAAGAUUUUAUCAGCAACGAUCUGCAUUUUGACUAACCAUCUGCUCUAGCUCGAUCAAAUGUACUAAGAUUUAAAAGUGGUUUAGAAGCAUAAUAAUUUCUCUGUAAACAAAACUCUCCACUUCGACCUAAUCCCAAAAUCUAUCAAGCAUCA